GGGUGUAAAGGUCAGUAGUUGCCAUCAUCUGAACAGAGGGUCUUGAGGUGGUGGAGUAAAAUGGUCAGUGCUGGGGAGCACAGGAUGACACUGGAGUCGGCUACCAAGCUCCCAAGCACUCAGGAAACCCUGGGUUUGGGCUAGGGUCACUUCAGCAGAGCUCCGCCUCCCUCUCAGAAGGAGGAUGUGAAACCUAUUCCCCUGAUUUGUGCAAACCAACGCCCUAGUUCAAAGAACAGAAACCAAACCCUCCUCUGACUGCAGCCCCUCCCUUUAGGGACCAAGCAGACAGGAUUGGAAUCUAGGAAGUGCAGAGCAGAGAGCAGAGACUGUGAAGGGCAGGAUCUGGAAGGAAAUCUGGGCAGAUCAGCCUUUGCUUCCCAGCUGUUCUGCUCUCCGAAAACACCAGAAACCCAGCACUGAGCAUUCGGUCUGGCUGCUGGACAUCCCAGCUAAGAAGACGCCAUAGACAGCUACCCCAGCGACCUUGUUCCCAGGGAAGAGGGAACAUCACAGGAGGGUCACUCACUUCAUCACUGGGGAGCAGCACCAUCAACUGUUACCAACCAUGGGUCAGUCCUCCUCUUCUACACCCCCUCAGAAGGAGGAGCCUGAUUUGACUUCCAGCCUCAACACAAAUCUUUACAAUUUCAAGAUGGAAACCAAUAUCCUGUCUCAGGAAUUAACCACCUUGAUUGAAUCAUACCUAAAGGACGGGAACCUGCGGGGAACAGUUUCUGCAAUCAGCGAUGCUCUGAGUGACAUCGAGAAAAUCCCACUGAACAUCGCAGUGAUGGGGGAGAUUGGGGCUGGAAAAUCCAGUCUCAUCAAUGCUCUACAGGGGGUGGGGCCUGAUGAAGAGGGUGCGGCUGCUUCCACCGGAGUGUUAUGUACCACCACUGAGAGAACACCAUACCCAUACUCCAAGGUUCCCAGUGUGACACUAUGGGACCUGCCGGGCAUCGGGUCCACUGCCUUCCAACCACAUGAUUACCUGAAGAAAAUCAAGUUUGAGGAGUAUGACUUCUUCAUUAUUGUCUCUUCUGGACGCUUUAAACACAAUGACGCAGAACUAGCCAAAGCCAUUGUGCAAGUGAAUAGGCAUUUCUAUUUUAUUCAAACCCACACAGACAAUGAUCUAAUGACUCAAAAACAGCGUUGGCCUCAGAGAUUCAAUAGAGAGAACACCUUAAAGCAGAUUCGAAAUUCCAUCUCAAGUAUACUUAAGGAAGUGACCCAGCAGGAACCUCCAGUCUUUCUAGUCUCUAACUUUGAUGUGUCUGACUUUGACUUCCCAGAGCUGGAGGCCACCCUUCUGAGGGAGCUCCCAGCCCACAAGCGGCACAUCUUCAUGCUCACUUUGUCAGUUGUUACGCAGUCCGCCAUAGACCAGAAGAGGGACACAAUGAAACAGAAGGUCUGGAGGGAUUCCGUAAUGCCAAGGGCAUGGGUCACCAUGUCAUUUAAGGGCUUGACUAAAAAUGACAUAGAGAAGUUAAAAGAGACUUUGAACUUUUGCAGAUCUUCCUUUGGCCUGGAUGAGGCAUCCCUGGAAAACAUCGCUGAGGAUUUGCACGUGGCCCUGGAGGAACUCAAGGAGAACAUUAAGUCUCCACAUUUGUUCUCAGAAGAGCAGGGUAAAUCCUUAACAGAUAAACUUUCGGAGUACAUCAGCCACUCUUACUUUUCAAAGACUUUGCACUUGCAAAAUUUCUUCAUUGACACUGUGGCAAAUGAUGUUAAAAUUCUCCUUAGCAAAGAAGAGCUUUUCACAGGGAAGCAUCUUCUGGAAACAGCUGCAUGCAAGUCUUCUAGACCCUCUCCUUCAACGGCCCAGCUUUUGGCAUCCAGCUUUGAAAAAUUUUUUAAGAACUUCAAGAAGGAAAACAAAAUCCUCUCUGAGGAAACUAUCACCUUGAUUGAAUCCCACCUGGAGAAUAAGAACCUCCCAGGAGCGGUUUCUGCAAUCAGCAAUGCUCUCAGAAACAUCGACAGAGCCCCACUGAACAUCGCAGUGACGGGAGAAGCAGGAGCGGGCAAAUCCAGCUUCAUCAAUGCCCUGAGGGGAGUGAGGGAUGAAGAAGAAGGCGCAGCUCCCACUGGGGUGGUAGAGACAACCAUGGAGAGAACUCCAUACCCCCACCCAAAGCUUCCCAUGGUGACAAUAUGGGACCUGCCUGGGAUUGGAUCCACAUCGUUCCCUCCCCAAAACUACCUAACGGAAAUGAAGUUUGCUGAGUAUGACUUCUUCAUUAUCAUCUCGGCUACUCGCUUCAAAGACACUGAUGCACAUUUGGCCAAAGCCAUUGCCAAGAUGAAUACAAAGUUCUACUUUGUCCGAACCAAGAUAGAUCAAGAUGUAAGUAAUGAAGAGAAAAGUAAACCUAAGACUUUCAAUAGAGACAGCGUCUUAAAGAAAAUCCGAGACGACUGUUCAAGGCAUCUCCAGGAGACUCUCUCCAGUGAGCCCCCAGUCUUUUUGGUCUCUAACCUUGAUGUGUCCGACUUUGACUUCCCAGAGCUGGAGACCACCCUACUGAGCGAGCUCCCAGCCCACAAGCGCCAUGUCUUCAUGCUGUCCUUGCACAGUGUUACGGAGACUGCCAUUGACCAGAAGAGAGAUUUCCUGAAACAGAAGAUCCAGCUGGAGGCCUUGAAGGCUGGAGCUUGGGCCACCAUUCCAUUUGGGGGCCUGGUCCUAGAUAAGAUCCAGAAGGUAGAGGAGACCUUGGACCUCUACAGGUCCUACUUUGGGCUGGAAGAUACCUCGCUGGAAAAUAUUGCCAAGGAUUUUAACGUGUCUGUCAAUGAGAUCAAAGCACACCUUAAGUCUCUCCAUUUGCUAACAAGGACCAAUGACAUGUCCUUAGAAAACAAACUAUGGAAAUACAUUGAAUAUAUUUCCUCUGUUACUGGGGGGCUACUUGCCACAGGCCUUUACUUUAGAAAGACUUUCUAUUUGAAAAAUCUCUUCAUUGAUACAGUGGCAAGUGAUGCCAAGACUCUUCUCAAUAAGGAGUUUUUAUCAGAGAAGCUGAUUGACCCCCCAGAAUACUGGGAAGCAGCGAUGGAGCUAUGAGUCACUUACCUUCAGGCUGGCUUUGGUCACUGACUUAUGAGCUACUUUGAAGCAGCAAACAUUUUCUAUGAAAGACCAGAGGGCUCACCUCUUUCAGAGACUGUGGCAGCUGAAUAAGAGUCAUCAACAGUGUAAACACACAUGGGAAAAGCUGUCUCCCACUAAAAUAUCAUGAUGAGAACACACGGGUAUAUACAAGUGACUUAUAAUAUCCUUCUGAGAUUAAACUUGGAUCUUUUGUCUCGCGGAGAUUCCCCAGGCAUUGCCACAAGAAUAUCAUUUGGGGUUAUGAAGGACAGGGGGCUGAUUCCCAGAACACAUCUCCACAUGAGGCGGUAUCUCCUGGACACAAGAGCCACAUGGUAGAUGGGAUUGUGACCAUUGUCCAUGCUUCUCCAGGAUGGACACAAGAGUCUCAGCACUCUUCCUGAAAUGCAGAGGCAAAUACCAUAACCCCUUUCUUCUGUCCUUAGCUCUAAGUCCAGAACCACAUGGCCGAAACUGCCAAGUCCCACUGCUUGCUAGGGCUGGAAAAUGGCCCCCUUGUUUAUUUACGUCUUCACCAGCUACCUGGUUUUGAAGGUUCCCAUCACUGCCUAAGCUUGGCCAUUUGGAAACUUGCUCUGUAGACCAGGCUGGCCUCAAACUCAGACAUUGGCCAGCCUCUGUCUUCCCAGUGCUGGGAUUAAAGGUGUAUACCACCACACCAGGCUCUAAACUUUUCUCUAGAGCCUUUCCAGGAGUUGAAAAUUUAGCUGGGUGGGAUUUUGCCCUGAGGUCACCACUUCUGUUAGUACAUUUCUUAAUCUGUUUAUCUUCUUGGACACAGGAUUUAGCUCUAUUCCACUUCCUGGUGAUUUUUUUCCUCCUUAAAAUUUACAUUUUAUAAUUUACCCUGCUCAGAUUGCUCUUUUUCAUUAUAAAUCUUCAUCAGAGUUAACACUAAUUCAUUAGCAUUAACCUGACAUAAUACAUACCAGGCUAUUUUGAGAUUUCUUCUGCCAAUGGAAUUAAUCCAAAAGUAUUAACUUUAUCCUCAGGCAGACUCUUCAGACAAGGGCAGAAGAUAGCUACUUUCUUCACUAAAAUGUCACAAGAGCUAUCUACUAAGGCAGCAUACUAAAAUUCUCCCAUGAAACCUCUUGAGCAAACCCCCAGAGUUCAUCAAAUCACAUUCAACACCACUGUCUUCCAUGCUAGUACCAGUAUGGCCCAUUUAGCAGUACUUAAAGCAUUCAACUGCUUUUCUAAUCCAUAGUCCUAACGUCCAUAUUCCUUCAAACAAAAGCAUGGUCAGACCUAUAAUAGCAAUACCCCACUCCUGGUACCAACUUCUGUCUGAGUUAGGGUUUCUGAUACUGUGAAGAGACACCAAGACCACAGCAUCUCUUGUAAAGGAAACAUUUAAUUGGGGUGGAAACAUUUAAUUCGGAUAUUCAGUCCAUUAUUAAUGUGAUGUCCUGUCCCUUUAAGAGACAAGCCACGCCCACUCUCUCCUGUCUGUUGUCUGCUGAGGCUGAUCUUCAGCUUCCAGCCUGAGUCCCUUCUCUUUUCUGUCCCUCCCACAAAGGCAGCUUCUGCCUUGCUCCAUUCUCCCCACUUCUCCCCUUUUCCCCUCUCUGUCUCUCUCUGUUUCUCUCUGCUCUUCCCCCUUCUCCCCUUCCCCCUUCUUCCCUUCCCUUCCAUAACCCACUAAAUAAAUAUCCAAACUCA
Messenger RNA from Alexandromys fortis (reed vole), 4792 nucleotides. RefSeq lists its product as uncharacterized. NCBI's taxonomy places the organism in Eukaryota, Metazoa, Chordata, Mammalia, Rodentia, Cricetidae. The record is from RefSeq and is a predicted model, not a curated record. The coding region runs from base 569 to 3079 and encodes 836 amino acids. The transcript has 3 exons. Gene Ontology annotation, biological process: cellular response to interferon-beta; defense response. Gene Ontology annotation, cellular component: endoplasmic reticulum membrane. Gene Ontology annotation, molecular function: GTPase activity; GTP binding.